Molecule: messenger RNA, 2175 nt
Organism: Glossina fuscipes
Lineage: Eukaryota; Metazoa; Arthropoda; Insecta; Diptera; Glossinidae
Product: L-lactate dehydrogenase
Exons: 3
Coding region: 238-1236 (332 amino acids)
Biological process (GO): carboxylic acid metabolic process
Cellular component (GO): cytoplasm
Molecular function (GO): L-lactate dehydrogenase (NAD+) activity
Source: RefSeq, a predicted model, not a curated record
UUUUUAGCGCCCGUAGCACGAUAUUCGUUUUAAACCGUAAAUAUUCGUAAAUAAAUGAAUAAAAUUGGAGUAAUGGAUACUGAUAUAUAGUUCGGAAUCGAAUGACCAUAGUUCAAAGCUAGGAACCAAGAAAAAUCGAAUAUGUAUAUAUAAAGCCCAUUGGUAAUGAUUUAAUAUAUAAAUGAUUGAAACAAUGAUUAUUUCGAAGAUCCCUUAAAGAACGUUUACAGUAAUACUAUGACUUCGCUGAAAGAGAAUCUUUUGAAUCAGGUGGCGGAAACUUUACCCUCUGGCGGCAAUAAAAUUACUAUUGUUGGUGUCGGUCAGGUGGGUAUGGCUUGUGCAUUUAGUAUUCUAGCGCAAAAUAUCUCCAGUGAAAUUUGUUUAAUGGACGUUUGUAAGGAUAAAUUAAUGGGUGAACUAAUGGAUUUGCAACAUGGAUCGAAUUUUUUGAAAAAUCCUAAGAUAACCGCAAGCGCCGAUUAUGUCGAAUCGGCUAAUUCACGUUUAUGCAUUGUUACCGCCGGCGUGCGACAAAAGGAGGGAGAGUCUCGUUUAUCGCUGGUACAACGUAAUACCGAUAUAUUAAAGCAAAUCAUACCAAAGCUAGUAGAAUAUAGCCCUGAUACAAUCAUUUUAAUGGUCUCUAAUCCAGUUGACAUUAUGACUUAUGUCGCCUGGAAAUUGUCUGGUCUACCAAAGAAUCGGAUUAUUGGUAGCGGUACGAAUUUGGAUUCGUCACGUUUCCGUUUCUUAAUGUCUCAGCGUUUAGGCGUCGCUCCCACUUCAUGUCACGGUUGGAUUAUAGGAGAACAUGGCGACAGUUCAGUUCCCGUAUGGUCGGGUGUAAAUAUAGCUGGUGUACGUUUGCGUGAAUUAAAUCCAAGCAUCGGGACUGCACAGGAUCAUGAAAAGUGGUGCGAUGUGCAUAAGCAAGUUGUGCAAUCGGCCUACGAAGUUAUCAAAUUGAAAGGCUACACUUCAUGGGCGAUUGGCUUAAGUACGGCCGCUUUAGCCUCGGCCAUUUUACGCAACACAAGUGCUAUUGUAGCCGUCUCGACAUCGGUAUUGGGCGAACAUGGCAUUGAUAAGGAUGUCUUUUUAUCAUUGCCCUGUGUUUUGAACGCGAAUGGUAUUACGCAUAUGAUCCGACAGAUAUUGACUACCGAUGAGAUACAACAAUUGCAGAAAUCUGCUAGCAUUAUGGCCGAAGUACAAGCUAAUCUAAAAUUUUAAAUUCUUAAUAUUAUGACGAUCUGAUAAUAACUUCUAGAACAAAAUCUAAAUCAUCUAUUUACUUAGCGAAAUAAAAUGUUAGAAUACUUUUUAAAUAUUUAUAAAGGAAAAAUAUAUAUAUCUGUAGAAGGACAAACAUAAAGAUGAGAGCAAUCGCAGAAGGAGAAAAUUGUGGGGAAAUACAUACAAGGGCUCAUAAUUUCAGCAAUUUUCAACGCACAUUAAGCGCAUGAUUAUCGCUUCACUUAAUCACCGUGAAUGCUCUUAUGAUGUCAUUAACUGUUUGUCUUUCAAAAGCCAAUACGCAAUUUGUGAUAUCUUAAAUGAAUUUUGGCCGUAACAAUGAAUGUUGAAGACGAGAGACGAGAUCGAGCACUAUUAUCACAUCGCUUAUCGCAUCAUGCGCUUAUCGAGACCGCAGACCAUCGAUUCGACGUUAGAGAGAUGAGAGAAAGUAUGAAGGUACAUCCAAGAAAAGCGUUUGUCACAUCUUGAAUCAAGACUUAGGCAAACCGCCCGUUAUCGGUCGCGUUCUCUAGCAGUGAAAGAAAAGCUUCGAGUCGCAAACCGAUAGGAAUACAGUGACAACAUCGAAUGGAUAAAAGUCCGGUUUGCUGCCUCAUCACACCAUCUCCUUCAAGUCUAUCCCCAACGACUAAUGUGAUUCUCAAAACAAAAUACUUGGGAAAAAUACAGUUCGAUUAAAUCAUGAAAUGAUUGCGGAAAUAGUUGUUCUGCAAGGAGGCCAUCAAAAUAUUGACGAACCGUCGGAGUAAUUGUAUUAUUCGCAAAGAACGUUACGUCUAAAAAUAUGUUUUCCUUUUUUGUUUAGGCCGGCAACUUUUCAGCCAAACUUCAUACAUAAUUAGAAACGUUUAGUUUUACAUAAAAUAAUUAAAAUAUAUGUUUAUCGUUUCUCGUUUAUUGUUUCUGUUUCUG